This is a messenger RNA of Schistosoma turkestanicum, 1275 nucleotides long. NCBI's taxonomy places the organism in Eukaryota, Metazoa, Platyhelminthes, Trematoda, Strigeidida, Schistosomatidae. The record is from the annotation of a GenBank genome assembly.
AUGCUGUUCAAUAAACUUCUCGCUUUUUCUAUUGUUAUUUAUAAAUUCUAUAUUCACAGAAAUUUAUUUCCGGAGAAUGUUGUACAAGCGUGCUUACAACAACAACAAAGUAGUUAUGUGACCAUUGUUAAACGUCCAAAAUAUGUUAAAUUAACGAAUGAUACUAAAGGUGCAUUAACUAAAGAAGAGCAAAUGAAACUGUUUAGUUAUGAAGCUGUUAAACCGAAAUAUGUGGAUAGUACAAAUGUUUUAGGAUUGGUAUCAUUUUCAAUUAUUUUCGGUAUAAUAUUGGGUCAAAUGGGUGAUCGUGCAGUGACAAUGGUACAAUUUUUCUCUAUUCUUAAUGAAGUUGUCAUGAGAAUGGUACAAGUGAUUAUGUUGUAUUCACCAGUUGGUAUAUUCUUUUUAAUUUUGGGCAAAAUGUUAGAAAUUGAAAAUCUACGUGAUACAGCUAAAGCAUUAGGUUUAUACAUGGUGACUGUUGUGACUGGUUUAGCUAUACACUUACUUGGUACGUUGGCAUUACUGUAUUUUGUGGUCACAAGAAAAAAUCCAUUCAUAUUCUACAAAGGUUUAUUUCAAGCUUGGAUUACAGCAUUGGGCACAGCAUCCAGUGCAGCUACACUACCGAUUACAUUUCGUUGUUUAGAACAAAACUUGGGCAUUGAUAAACGUGUUACACGUUUUGUUCUGCCAAUCGGUGCUACAAUCAAUAUGGAUGGAACUGCAUUGUAUGAAGCGGUCGCGUCAAUUUUUAUUGCACAAAUUAAUGGAAAAUAUUUAACUAUUAUUGAAGUAUUUAUUGUGAGCUUAACAGCAACGUUAGCAGCAAUAGGAGCUGCAAGUGUUCCGAGCGCUGGUUUAGUCACUAUGAUGUUAGUGCUUACAUCUGUCGGUUUGCCUACAAAAGAUAUUUCUUUAAUUUUGGCAGUUGAUUGGUUACUUGAUCGAAUUCGUACUUCAAUCAAUGUCAUGGGUGAUGCAGUCGGAGCUGGCAUUGUAGAUCAUUUAUGUCAUAAAGAAUUAAUUCAAAAAGAUGCUGAAAUUGAUAAAGAAAUAGAUCAUGUCGUUGAAGAGUACACACGUGAAUUAUCACAUACAACAACAGAUCGUGAUAAACAACAUCAUCACAAUUCAUCUAGUUUAAAUCGUCAUAGUUAUAAGAAACGUAUGAGUUUAGCUGCUGCAAUGCGUCUGCAAGAGAACGCCUCACCACUUGGCACAAUGAUGCCACAAACUCAACAUAUACAAUCGAAUGAUAGAAAUGAAAAAUAA